Messenger RNA from Haliotis rubra (blacklip abalone), 5295 nucleotides. RefSeq names its product F-box only protein 25-like. The transcript has 8 exons. Gene Ontology annotation, molecular function: protein binding. Gene Ontology annotation, cellular component: SCF ubiquitin ligase complex; nucleus; cytoplasm. The record is from RefSeq and is a predicted model, not a curated record. Gene Ontology annotation, biological process: protein ubiquitination. NCBI's taxonomy places the organism in Eukaryota, Metazoa, Mollusca, Gastropoda, Lepetellida, Haliotidae. Bases 73 to 1077 code for a protein of 334 amino acids.
UUUACAUAUGUUUAUAAACAGUGCGCAUUUUCUCAUACAAAAGACCAAAGAAAGUAGGAGAUUUCGUGAAUAAUGCCUUUUCUUGGUCGCGACUGGCGAUCGCCGGGCGACGAAUGGGUUCGGACAGCCAGUGGAUGGGAAAGACUCAAACUUUGGAGGCUUAAAGUCUUUGAAAAUCUCAACGAAAAUGUGAUAGCAAGGUUGAUCCGACUUGCCCUGGUGGACAUGAGCCAGAGAGACGUAAUGGAGAGGAGACAACCCUUCAUUCAGUACCACCGCGGGACGUCCAAGGAGCGGAAGGAACUGACCAGCAUCAGUGAUGCCUUCAUCCGUCUGGACAUGACCGGGGCUGUCAAGGAUAUCCGCAGAUUUAACUAUGUGUGUAAGGUGCUGCAUCUGAUCCUGGACUCGAAGCUGAGUGGCCUGAGUGGGACUGCCCAGAAACAAGUGAUCAGCAUCCUUGAGGCUACCUCCGAACAAGUAUUGAAGACUGAGUGCAGUCUGAGCACGCUCCGUGAACUUCUCAAGACAGCAGACCUGGCCCUCCAGCAGGGGAAGACGUCCCAUAUCGGCAGUGCAAGGCUGUGGAUGCUUCACCAGCAGAAGGUCACGAAGAUGAACUCAAAAGUGGAUGCCUACAAGAUGACAGAGAGAGAGAGUGACGGGAAGCUGACGAUGAUGGACCUACCAGAGGACUGUAUCCGGGGGAUCCUGAGCUGCCUGGCAGACCACAAGGACAUCCUGCAUUCCUCCCAAACCAACCACACUGUCUAUGAGCUGUCACAGGAAGCACAGCUCUGGAAGCAACUCUGCUUCUUCCAUUUCACAGACAAACAGCUUGUGACCUUUCUACCUGUGGCCAUCAACCAGCCUACCAUUGACUGGAAGUACAUCUACAGAAGAUGUUUCAAGCGAUUUGGGAAGAAAGACAGUUAUGCUGACAUGUUGGCCUUGUGUGGGAACUGCAGCAAUAUCUUCUGGCAGUCCCUGGGCCACCCAUGUUACAGCGAAGAGCCUCCAGCAUUUACACCUCUCACUCCUGAAGAGUUCCUCAAGCUUUUCUCCCUGUACAUAUGAACUGUCUCGUCAUGGGCCCGGUACCAUCAGCAUUAUGUGAUACAGGCUUUCGUUGUUUGUGACAGUGUCAACAUACAGGCUCGUGUCAUGGGUCCAGCAUCACCUCACACAACAUGGCUUAUAGCAACACCAUAUUGACAGUUUCUAUGUGAUCAGUGAUGUUAAGUACAGUCUACUGGGCAGGUAACGUGGCUUGGAUGGAUGGAUGGAUUCUGGGAAUCUGGUGCAUGAGGAAGGGAGUCCCUGUAACUCCAUCUGGUGAUCAGGCAGGGAAACACACGACCACAAAUACAAGCCCAGUUCAUGACUUGGCUGCACAUACGCCAUGUUUGUACUACAUCAUAUUUUAAUACUGCAGCCAGGUUGUGAGUUCUAUGUGUGCUGGUCACCUUGUGAUGUAAUGCUGCUGUAGGGAAUCUCAUGAUACUUGUCAGUAUUUUUCACAGAUGAGAUAUGAUAUGAGCCGUAUAUUCUCAAGUCCUUCAAAGCCAGUAACUUACCAACCUUUUGUCACAAGAAUUUACUUUCCACCAAAGACCAUUGUAUUAUCAACUUUAAUCUGUGACUGCACAGAUGAUCAGUUUAGUGAACCUCAUGGUGAGUAUUACAGCACAACAAGGACACUAUGACCUGGACACUACGACAUGGUGGCAUGUGCACAGGCCGACAUGGACACUACGACAUGGUGGCAUGUGCACGGGCUGACAUGGACACUACGACAUGGUGGCACGGGCCGACAUGGACACUACGACAUGGUGGCACGGGCCGACACAUGUAUACAGAAGACUGUGAUACCAGGAGCACCAACUCCACACACACACAUAUAUAUAUAGUUUGGGAUGAACUGAAAGUAGGUUCUUGCCCCCCAGUUGAGUUAUGCGUCAUUGCCGUAGUUACUAUUUUAUGAGUACUUCAAUCACUUUUGCUUAAUCCAAGUGCCAUGAUUCAUCUGAAUGUUGGCUCACAGAGGUCUAUCAACUGUGAUAUGUGCUAAGUCUGUUGUAAGAGAUCUGAAGCUAUAUGCUGUUAAACAAAGUAAUGAACGUUUGUCCAUGACAUCAUGGAUACUAUGCAAGUCAAUGCAAGACUGUAACUGUGUGGUGAAUGUGUUACAGUUUAACAAAGGAAGUUCCUUGUUGGAGGAAAGCAUGAAAGACUGUUUUAUAUAUCCUAUUUUGUGCUAUAUCCAUGUACAUAUAUUUGUAUGUAUUUUAUUCGGACUGUUUACUUGUGUUUUAUAUUGUAUUUUGUACCAUAUUUAUUUCCUACUAUUUUAUGAUUGAGUAUGUGUGGUUGUUCCUGUGUGAGAUAGGCCUCUGGUGAAGUUCUACACCAAAUUGUCUUUGUGACAAUCAAAGUUAAAAUAGCAGUCGAAUUUAAAGUGUCACUCCUGUAGGCCUCAGAUGUUGAUGCACCAAGACAUUAUACAAACACUAAAUAUGACAUGACAAACUUAUAACAGCCAUUGGAAUGGAUGGGGGCUCCUGUUGGCAGGACUUGGUUGUACAACCUUACAGUUUCUUGUCUCUCGUGCUGCAUUUACCACAUCAUAUUUGAUUUCCCCUGCGAGGGGAGAUCACCCACCUUUUGGCUUCCAUGUGGUGGAAGGGCAGAUCACCCACCUUUUGGCUUCCAUAUGGUGGAAGGGCAGAUCACCCACCAUGUGGCUUCCAUGUUGUGGAAGGGCAGAUCAUCUACCUUUUGGCUUCCAUAUGGUGGAAGGGCAGAUCACCCACCUUUUGGCUUCCAUGUGGUGAAAGGGCAGAUCACCCACUAUGUGGCUUCCAUAUGGUGGAAGGGCAGAUCACCUACCUUUUGGCCUCCAUAUGGUGGAAGGGCAGAUCACCCACCUUUUGGCUUCCAUGUGGUGAAAGGGCAGAUCACCCACAUUUUGGCUUCCAUGUGGUGGAAGGGCAGAUCACCUACCUUUUGGCUUCCAUGUGGUGGAAGGGCAGAUCACCCAACUUUUGGCUUCCAUGUGGUGGAAGGGCAGAUCACCCAACUUUUGGCUUCCAUAUGGUGGAAGGGCAGAUCACCUACCUUUUGGCCUCCAUAUGGUGGAAGGGCAGAUCACCCACCUUUUGGCUUCCAUGUGGUGAAAGGGCAGAUCACCCACCUUUUGGCUUCCAUGUGGUGGAAGGGCAGAUCACCCACCUUUUGGCUUCCAUGUGGUGGAAGGGCAGAUCACCCAUCUUUUGGCUUCCAUGUGGUGGAAGGGCAGAUCACCCAACUUUUGGCUUCCAUGUGGUGGAAGGGCAGAUCACCCAACUUUUGGCUUCCAUGUGGUGGAAGGGCAGAUCACCCAACUUUUGGCUUCCAUGUGGUGGAAGGGCAGAUCACCCAACUUUUGGCUUCCAUGUGGUGGAAGGGCAGAUCACCCACCAUGUGGCUUCCGUGUGGUGGAAGGGCAGAUCACCUUUUGGCUUCCAUGUGGUGAAAGAGCAGGUCACCCACAAUGUGACUCUAAUUUCUGCUGAUCAUGCACAGUUGAUUCCAACUUCCAAUUUUGUGCACCCUGUAAUUUUUGCGAAGCUGUUUUAUUUGUGCUUAUCAACCAAUGUGUCCCUGAACACCAGAUCUUCCCAGACACUCCAGAACAACCUGGAAUCCCCAAAAGGUCUCCAAGGUCAGACUCACUUGGGCCUUUUCAUCACAGAUUGUAUAAAAUUUCAGCUAGGUUAGUUUUACAGACACUCACUUUCAGGCUGUCAAGUACAUGCAUGUGCAGCAACUUGUCUUCUAGUCACUACCCAGUAAUAGUUGUCAACAUUUUAUUGUCUAUUGGGACAAAUCUGUUCUUUCUUGAUGUCGUGGGACCUAUAACCUUUAAUUUUUGUCAUAUAACACUUGCUUCAUGUACGUUCAGAGUUAUAUCCCCUGCUCAUGACAGGAUCAAGGUUGUGAUGUUGCCACGGUCAGCAGAGGUGCAACCAGCACAUUGUUUCAUGGUUACAUUUAUAUUGUAUUAUUCAGUAGCCAGUGUCAUCUCAUGAGUGAUAUAUAUAUGUGGCAUUGCCUUCUUGUUGAGUGGAGUUCCAUCUGUACAGGAAAACAAUUUGAAUCCAAAAUCUCCUUUCUGGUAUGUCAGAUAUAUUUAGAUAUUGAAUAAAAGGCUAUUGCAUGUCAGUGUUUUAUGCAUGCAAGCAAUAGUGUUUGAACUGGAUGCUGUGUUUUGCAAGUGAGCAGUGUCGAACAGUCACGGCCUUAUGAUGAGGAACGUCAGCACGAUGUGAAGAUGUCCUCCUUCUCUAUGUAAAUCAAUCAGUCAUCUCAGUGGGAUGUGUGCUUAACAAGUGAAAUGAAGAUAUAUUUUGGUUAUAGGCAGAAUGUGUGAAAGUUGUGUUUGUUUGGAGCUGGCCAAAUGGCUCUGCACACACUCUUGUACAGAUCUUCAGACAGAGCAGCAAUGUAGUGAGACUAGCAAGGAGGUUCAGGCUGAUACAAUGUUCACUUUCAUGCUUAAACAUCAAGUCUUCAGAAUAUCUAUGGGGACUUUGGGAAUGGCCUAUUUGGCAAUAGGAAGAAUGAGAGACUGGCUAUCGUGGAAAAGACUGUAGUGAAAUAGAACAGUUUGUGUGCCCUCUUCCAACGGCAAUGUGUGUUUCUAGGUAGUGGGGCUGUGUUCACUGUGAUAUAUGACCAUUGUCAGCUCAUCAAGGAAGUGAAGGAAGAACACGCGGUCACAAUAUUGGUUGCUUUCACAUAACCCCUGUAACUUUCAUUUGUAUUUAUAUGUUUUCAAACAAUAUUGUUGAUGGUGUUAUUUGUGGCAGAGAAAUAUAUAUGCUUUGGAUAACAAUGUUCAAUAGAUUCUAACAUUUUGAGCAUCCUUGUACUGUGGGUUUUCGGACAUUUCAGAAACAAUUGUUAUUAUCUUUCUAAUCAUAUGAAUGACUAUAAAACGCUCACGAACUUAUAAAAGGUGACUUUAUCCUGAAGAAUUUACAAUGUAUGUGACACACCACUAAUUAUAACUCCAGCUAGCACUGCCGUCCGAAAACCUAUGAUGACAACAUUAUUACUUGUGACAUUAGAACUCAACAUUCUAACUUACAUUGCCAUGGUAACAGAUGUUGACUACUUGAGACAUACUAGCUUACAUUGCCAUGGUAACAGAUGUUGAGCAAAGCAAGUGAUGCAGAUGCUAAUACAAGUCUAGAUCUGUUUAUUGUUGAUGGUGACACAUUCUUAAUUUGAAUUAAAAUGUGACCAUAUGAA